Messenger RNA from Talaromyces proteolyticus, 2176 nucleotides. Its product is annotated as putative signal peptide peptidase. The transcript has a single exon. Bases 189 to 1985 code for a protein of 598 amino acids. Gene Ontology annotation, molecular function: aspartic endopeptidase activity, intramembrane cleaving. Gene Ontology annotation, biological process: membrane protein proteolysis. The record is from RefSeq and is a predicted model, not a curated record. NCBI's taxonomy places the organism in Eukaryota, Fungi, Ascomycota, Eurotiomycetes, Eurotiales, Trichocomaceae. Gene Ontology annotation, cellular component: lumenal side of endoplasmic reticulum membrane; cytoplasmic side of endoplasmic reticulum membrane; membrane.
UCCGCACUUGGCGUGCCACAUUUCACCAACGCGACAAAACAACAUUUGAACGCUCUGGCCACGACGGUCUGAUAUAUCUUCAGCAGAUAUACAAAUAUAUACAGAUCGGAAACUUUGGAAUUGUUACAAAUACUAUCCGCAUAGUUAUAGUUGCCCUACGGUCUCCGUGCGACCAUCUGCAGCUCGUGAUGUCCGAAGCUAGCUCCAUGAUCGAGCUCCUCGGACAGGCAUAUGACCAAUUCAACACCUCGAGACCCAUCCUCUUUACCUACACACACCUAAUACUAUCAGCUUUACUUCCGAUCUUCGCUGGAUCUCACGCCUCGCUAUCCCGGCCCUCAUCAGCAGCCAAACCGAAGAAAAAGAAGUCUAAAGCUGCAGACGAUGACGACGACGAUGACGAUGAAGAGGAUGAUAUAAAGCCCAAGAUGGAAGGGUUAGAGCCCUCAGAUGCCCUUAUGUUUCCAUUGAUUGCAGGAUUGACUCUGGGUGGUCUCUAUCUUGUCAUCAAAUGGUUAGAAGACCCGGCGAUUCUCAACAAGAUCCUCAGCUUCUACUUUUCGCAGAUGGGUUUGUUUUUUGCGGCCGCGUUCUUGACAGAUGGACUUAAAGUUUCACGGUCAUUUAUAUUUCCCUCGAGAUAUACCUCUCGAGGCUAUGAAUGGAAAAUUGAACAAUCACAAACAUUAUUCAUUUCUCAUGAGGAGGGGAACCAGUCGACUAGUCAAUCUGGAGUACAGCGCAAAUCACCUCUUCCAGGCUUAAUUGGGGCCAUUCCAUUACCUGCCGCAAUAUGCAGUUUCCUGUGGACGUUUCGUGGUGUAUUAUAUCAAAAAUUGCGACUACGCGCUAGAAUACUCAGUCUUAUUAACAUCAAGACGCGGUUCGGUAUUCUUGAUACUAUUGGAGCAGCCAUUGCGUUGGCUGCUGUUGCAUAUUUCGCAUUUUUUGCAAAGCCAUGGUGGCUUACUAAUCUUUUAGGAUUCAGCUUCUGCUAUGGUUCUCUACAAUUCAUGUCGCCAUCAACUUUCCUAACUGGCACUUUGAUCCUUGUUUCGCUGUUUUUGUACGACAUUUAUUUUGUCUUUUUUACACCGUUGAUGGUAACAGUGGCGACCAAACUAGAUGUUCCCAUCAAACUCUUAAUUCCUCGCCCUUCCGACCCUAUGGCAGAUCCCAAUGAGAUUUCUUUGGCCAUGUUAGGGCUAGGCGAUAUUGUUGUACCGGGUAUGAUGAUCGGCCUCGCGCUACGUUUCGACCUUUACCUGUAUUACAAGUAUAAGGGGCUGAAGAAACCCGAAAGUGCGGACUGUGAGCAAAAUGACACGAAACCAAUUUACCAAACCGCAACUGGAGGAUGGGGCGAACGAUUCUGGACUAAAUCGAAACCCACCCAAUUAUCAUUACUCCAACCUCCUUAUCCAGAUGCACAGGCCUUUCCCAAGCCAUAUUUCUACGCCAGCCUUAUUGGAUAUAUAGUGGGCAUGAUCGCAACUCUUCUGGUGAUGCAGUACUCGAACCAUGCCCAGCCCGCGCUGCUUUAUCUAGUACCGGGCGUUCUCAUUUCCUUGUGGGGUACCGCAUUUUAUAGGGGAGAGCUGCCUUUUAUGUUGGAGUUCUCGGAUAUGAGUGAAGAUGCCGAGGUUGAUUCGAAGACGGAGAAAGACAAGGAUAAUGAAAAGGGAAAAUCAGAUAAUAAACGAGGAUUGUUUGCACGUAUCUGGGCAGGCGAUGUCAAAGCUCCAUUUGACAUAAGCGAAACAAGGAAAGGUCAAGAAGGCGAAAGCAAAAAGGAGACAUCGAAGACAACUUCUGGGGACGAGACUUCUAUGGGUAAUAGUUCCAAAGGUGUGUCUAAGAAAACGGAUGAGCUAGAUGAAAGGUGCCUAUUUUCAUUGUCCAUUUCUCUGCCAAAGAAGGCCCCGGACUUGCAGAAGCUUUGUGAAGGCAGUGUUCAUAAAGAUUCCUCGAAAAAGAAGCUUUAGACUAGUGAGCUCCUAUGCUGCCUGGCGUUUCGUUAUGUAUGCAUUUCGGGCGUUUUCUUAUGUGAUCAGAAUUAAAGUCUAUCUUUUGAUCGCACACAUGCUGGGGUCGAUUGAUCUAUACAUACCGAUUAAUGUAAAGUAGAUAUAUCAAUUAAGGUGUUCUAUGGUAAUCUGAUUCAGUUUGAAAUGGG